AUUUCGCAAAAUGCAGUUCUGGAACUGGUUCGUCCUUGCAAACGCAGCUAUGGUGAUGGCCAAGCCAUGUGAGAAGCACUGCAUGCGUCAGGAAACCAAGCACUUCAACAUCGAGGAGGCACCCCUUAAACGUGUUUGCAAGAAGAAGAGCAUCAAAAUCCUCAAAUUUUGGAAAUGGAUGAUGGACGACUUUGGACCGUGUAUGAGAGACCAAUGUGAACACCAGGACAGAGAAAGUAAGAUAACGCCGGAGCAG
Molecule: messenger RNA, 256 nt
Organism: Aureobasidium musti
Lineage: Eukaryota; Fungi; Ascomycota; Dothideomycetes; Dothideales; Saccotheciaceae
Source: the annotation of a GenBank genome assembly